GUCGCUAGUAGACAAUCGUAAACAAAAUAAUUGCACCUCUUAUUGCUAGGUCGUGGAUGAAAUAUCAAGGUAAAAGAUGCCGGGCGUCGGACGUCGUAGAGGGGCACCCCUUGGAAUUUUACUUUUACUCUUCGAGGUAUUUGGAAUAGUCGGUAUCAAUCGAGUACCACCAAUAACUCUUUGUGUUACUGUUUUUAUGUCUACUGUAUAUCUUCGCUUAUUUAAGCUACCUUGGACUUCACCGUAUGAUGUGUGUAUCAGUGUUCGCCAUGUGUGGUUCAGAAAAGAGUGGUGGCGGAUAUUUUAUGGAACAGUGGAACAUACUGAUGACAUGCACCUGUAUUUUAAUAUGAUUUCCUUUAUCUGGAAAGGCAUUAACCUUGAGAAAAGACUUGGAAGUUUGAAAUUUUUGUAUGUGAUAAUCGUAUUUACAACACUGACUGGUGGAUGUUUGGUCGCACUAUCUGGUGUAGCAUCUGAACUUUUGGAUGCACAUUUUCUUGAUCAGUGUGCUGUAGGAUUUUCUGGAGUUAUUUUCGCUUUAAAGGUAGUAACAACUUAUUACUGGCCAAGUACCCAAAAUACGUUUCUUGGAAUGCACCUACCUUUGUCUCCACAGUAUUUUGUUUGGGCUGAACUCUUGCUUAUUCAGUUAUUUGUACCAGAAGCAUCAUUUCUUGGUCACUUGGCUGGCAUACUUGUUGGGCUCUCGUAUGUCAAAGGGCCAUUGAAAACCAUGAUGGAUGCUUUUUCAUCUAUAUUUGCAGGUUUUCCAACAUUUAGGUCCAGACCCGAUAGGAGCCAAACAAGGGAGUACACUCGUCCGGGAGCUUAUUCACAACGUUAUGAACAAUUUAUUCCACCUGGUAUGAGUGAAGAGGAACAAAUGGAUGAAGCAGUAAGAGCGAGUCUGUUUGAUCAUAACAUUCCCAGUAACAGAAAUUCACAGAGCCAACCAUCCCAUGAUGCAUAUCAGGAAACCAGUGAUUCAUCUUUUUCUACCCCUUCAUCAGGCUUGUAUCCAAAUUUGGAGAGGUUACGACGUAGGCGAUUGCUCAGAUUUAGUUAGAAAUAUAAGAAUAGAAACAUGGUACUUCUUUCUCAUUUCAUUUUUUAUGAAAGUUUUGAACAGAAUAUUUUUACAAAUUAACAAACUGACAGGGAGCUUGUGGAAUGAAAGUUCAAACUCUAAAAAUAAAUAAAUUUGUAAAAACUGUAAAUAUCAAACUAUGAACAAAUUCUUACUUGGUUAUUACUCAGAUACUUUUUUGGUGUUGUUAUAUUUUUCUGCUUUGCGGACUGGAAUCUUAAGUUUUAUUUUAAUUAUAGACCUCAAUCUGCAUGAAAUAAUAUUCGACUAAUAUUUUAUAUGCUGUUAUAAAUUUUUUAAUGGAUUAUGAAAUAAAUUCAAGGAAUAACACUGCUCAUGUGAAGUUGUUCUUAUGAUUUGGAAUAUUCAGUAAUUGAUAAAUUACAUAUACCAGAAAAAUGUGUCUAACAAACAUGAGAAAACUAGUGUUCAACAGUCAGUAACUAAACUCAUUAACUAACAACCACUUUAACAUCCAAGCCAUAAUACUGUGUGUCCCACAACAUUAAUCUUAAUUUUUUCUUUCCAAAGAACCUUAACAUUAGAUUGCAUUAUUUAGCCCUUUUGAAACAAACAUGCAUGAUGAUUUCUUUGGUAGAAUAUGCAGGAGACUUAAUUUUAUUCUAGCCUACUUCUGAAUGACUACUAUUAUAGGUUUAAUGCUGUGUACCUAUCUACGAGUUUUUGCUGCAUGGUUACCACUAUACUCUAAAUAUGUAUGUUACUUAUUCACUUUAUUACAGGGCAGGAAUAGUUUUUUUGGGGGAUUCUAUACACUAACUGUUAUGUACUUUGAGAUUCCACUUCUCCCACCCCAACUGUAAUGUUUACCAUCUCUACUGUUUUUCUUGCAGUUACAAAAAGUGCUAACUAGCAAAAUUAAACUAAUAAAUAUAUUUUUUAAAACUGUAAGAAUGUCUUUCUUGAGUUCAACCGUGACUGUGGUAUUUGAAUGCGUUUUCAAUCUUAAUUUCAGACACGAGACUCCAGCGAUACUUUGGGAGUUGCUUAUCAACCAAAAUUUAACACAGCGGAAAUUCACGGGUACCAUUUUCUAUAUACUAUCUUCCAAGCUAUCAAUGAAUUUUAUUUUCCUGUUUUUAUAUUAAAAAAAUUGAAUCUUGUUUGAGAAAAAGUAUUGUACACAAUGCAAGUUAUCAGAAAAAAAAGAUUCCAGCCAGUAGCUCCAAGAUUCUACUCAUUAUGUGAAUGUAUGAACAAAUAUUCCUAUCCUGUUUAUUAACUUCAAAUUAAUAUUUAAAACACACAUGAAUGCAUAUAAUGUGCUAUUUAUGGAGCUUUAAAAAUUAUAUUUUUUAUCAUUUUACCUUUU
Molecule: messenger RNA, 2423 nt
Organism: Limulus polyphemus (Atlantic horseshoe crab)
Lineage: Eukaryota; Metazoa; Arthropoda; Merostomata; Xiphosura; Limulidae
Product: rhomboid-related protein 4-like
Exons: 1
Coding region: 77-1069 (330 amino acids)
Cellular component (GO): membrane
Molecular function (GO): serine-type endopeptidase activity
Source: RefSeq, a predicted model, not a curated record